Echinops telfairi (small Madagascar hedgehog) is the source of this 543-nucleotide messenger RNA. It is a transcript of the gene MYL10, whose product is annotated as myosin light chain 10. NCBI's taxonomy places the organism in Eukaryota, Metazoa, Chordata, Mammalia, Afrosoricida, Tenrecidae. Gene Ontology annotation, molecular function: calcium ion binding. The transcript is spliced from 7 exons. Gene Ontology annotation, cellular component: mitochondrion; cytoplasm. The record is from RefSeq and is a predicted model, not a curated record. The coding region runs from base 1 to 543 and encodes 180 amino acids.
AUGAGCCGGGACGGGCUUGAUGGCAGGCUGCAGCGGGCCCUGCGGGGCUGGGCUGCUCUGGGUGAUGGGGUGGGGGUGGCGGCUGACCUCCCAAGGAAGAAGCUGCUGCGCGGGCUCACCUGUGCCUCACAGGGACCCAGAAGAGCCCGGAAAAGAGCGGAGGGUGGAGCCAGCUCCAACGUCUUCUCCAUGUUUGAUCAGUCCCAGAUCCAGGAGUUUAAGGAGGCCUUCACCAUCAUGGACCAGAACCGGGAUGGCUUCAUCGACAAGGAGGACCUGAGGGACACCUUUGCCGCUCUGGGCCGCAUCAAUGUCAAGAACGAGGAGCUGGAGGCCAUGGUGAAGGAGGCUCCUGGUCCCAUCAACUUCACCGUCUUCCUCACCAUGUUUGGGGAGAAGCUGAAGGGCACCGACCCCGAGGAGACCAUCCUCCACGCCUUCAAGGUGUUUGACACCGAAGGGAAAGGCUUCGUGAAGGCUGAGUUCAUCAAGGAGAAGCUCAUGACCCAGGCAGACAGGUUCAGUGAGGAGGAGACGGUGUGA